UCUGUAUCUAUCAGGAUCUAGUUCAGAAAAGAGAAAAAUCCAAGCAUAAUUAAUAUAAGAAAAAAAUUAAAAGGCACUAAAAACCUGACUAGAUAAAAAGGAAACAAUACUGGGGUGUACUAGGUAUGAGUUGCCAGUAGGAGAUCCACCCUAAGAAAGGGGGAACAAAGGGAAGAUGUUGAGGUUAUCAUAAGGUAGAAACUCUCUUAAGGGCCUCAUAGAUCUAGACCUGGACUAUAGAAGAUUGGGCAUUUCCCAGGUGAUCCUGGUAAUUUAGGAACUCAGAAAAGGAGCAUCGUGGAGCCGAUAGCUGUACCUCUUAUAAGCUCUAUUUUCAACUUUCAGCACUGCAGCUCUGAGGGUCCAACUUUUCCAAGACACACAUCUGUAAAGGUCAGCCCUGCACCCUGAGCAGCUCAAGGGAAGAACUGUACCAGCAGUGCCUCAUGCCUCAGCCUUUCUCUGCCCUGGACCGAUGGCUCCAUAAUGGCAGUGGGUGAGGCCCUGGUGCACAUCAAGGUCACUCUUCUGCUGCUUUGGUUUGGGGUGUCUCUGUCCAUUUCUGGCCACUCUCAGGCCAGGCGCUCUCAGCGCUUCUCCAAAGAAGUCGUGAUCCCCUUGAAGGUGACCAGCAGGGACCGAGAUGCUAAGGCUCCGGGCUGGCUCUCCUACAGCCUGCGGUUCGGGGGCCAGAGACACAUUGUCCACAUGAGGGUCAAGAAGUUCCUGGUUUCCAGACACCUACCAGUGUUCACCUACACAGACCAGCAUGCCCUCCAAGAGGAUCAGCCUUUUGUUCCUGAUGACUGCUACUACCAUGGUUAUGUGCAGGGGGUCCCAGGGUCCCUGGUUGCCCUCAGUACCUGUUCUGGAGGUUUUCGAGGAAUACUACAGAUAAAUGACCUUGCUUACGAAAUCGAGCCCAUCAGGCACUCUUCCACAUUUGAACACCUGGUGUAUAAGAUAGAUAGUGAUGAUGUACAGUUCCCCCCUAUGAGAUGUGGCUUGACAGAAGAGAAAAUAGCACGCCAAUUGGAGUUGCAAGAGUUGCCUAAGUCCACUCUGAUGCAAAGUUCUUAUGUGAACUGGUGGACUCACUUGCGAUUUCUUGAGUUGGCAAUAGUUGUGGACCACUUUCGAUACGUUUUCUCUGGAAGUAAUGUGUCAUUAGUGCAGCGUGAACUACUUAAUGUUGUCAGUGUGAUAGAUAUCUUCUAUACCCCUUUCAAGCUUAAUAUAGUUUUGAUCGGAGUUGAGAUCUGGAAUCAAGGAAACCUAGUUUCCACUGAUGACAUAGAUCAGCUUCUGGAAGACUUUUCUCUCUGGAAGUUUACCCAUCUUGAUGGCCGACUGCAACAUGAUGAUGUCCAUCUUGUCAUAAAAAAAUCAUUUGGUAGUAAGCUUGGUGUUGCCUACAUUGGAGGACUAUGCCGGAAGCCUUUUAAUAGUGGAGUUGUUGUUUUCCAGGACCACAAUGUGUACUCUUUUGCACUUACUGUGACCCAUGAGCUUGGUCAUACUCUGGGUAUGCAGCAUGACACUGCAUGGUGUGUGUGUGGUUACAAGUGGUGCAUAAUGGCGGCCUUGAAACGGCUAACAAUUAAAUUCAGCAACUGCAGUUAUGCCCAGUAUUGGGACUAUACAACCCGAUCUGGUUCAUGUAUUUAUCCUCCUCCAUAUGCAGGGAAUAUUUUUAGGUUACAGUAUUGUGGGAACCAAGUUGUUGAAGGAGGAGAGGAGUGUGACUGUGGGUCUCUAAAGCAGUGUGACCAAGAUCCCUGUUGUCUGUUGAACUGCACGCUGAGCCCUGGUUCUGCUUGUGCUUUUGGGCUGUGUUGCAAAGACUGCAAGUUCAUGCCAUCAGGGGCUUUGUGCAGACCACAGAUCAAUGAAUGUGACCUUCCAGAGUGGUGCAAUGGGACAUCCCACCAGUGCCCAGAAGAUGGAUAUGUGCAGGAUGGGAUUCCCUGUGGUGACAAUGCCUACUGCUAUAAAAAGAGUUGUAAUAACCGUGACAAACAGUGCAGGGAGAUUUUUGGUGAAGAUGCAAAGAGUGCAUCUCAGGAGUGCUACAAAGAAAUCAACUCCCAGGGAAGCCGUUUUGGCCACUGUGGUCUAAUUGACAAGGGAUACUUAAAAUGUAAUACCACCGAUAUCUUCUGUGGGAGAGUUCAGUGUAAAGACGUGUCAGUUAUUCCUAACCUGACAGAACAUACUACAGUACAUCAGUUCCAGAUCAAUUUCACCAGUUGCUGGGGCACUGAUUACCAUUUAGGGAUAACCACACCUGAUAUUGGUCAAGUGAAAGAUGGCUCCGUGUGUGGUCCAGGAAAUAUAUGCAUCCACCAGAAAUGUGUCAGUAUGCCUCUUGUAUCACAAGACUGUCAGACUGAUACCUGCCACACGAGGGGAGUCUGCAAUAAUAAACAGCAUUGCCACUGCAGCCAAGGGUGGGCACCUCCCAACUGCACGCAAAAAGGCAAUGGAGGUAGUAUUGAUAGCGGCCCACCUCCUUCUAAGAAAGAAGAACCACAGGCCAAGUUGUCUUACCUUUUUUUAUUGUGGCUUAUUCCUUUGAUUGCUUUAUUUUUAUGUUGCUUCCUUCUGCUUUGUAUGAUAAAGAAAAGAAAAAAGGAAGAAGAGAUAGAGAAAGGAAAAGAAACAGAAAAGGGAAAGGAAGAAGAGGUAGAGAAAGAAAAAGGAAAAGAAAAGGAAGAGGUAGAGAAAGAAAAAGAAGAAGAAGAAGAAGAAGAGGAGGAACCUGAGAACGAAGAGGAGCAAUAAGGCUCCUGCUUCAUUUAAAAAAUCUCUAGUUUUUUAAUAGUAGAGAAACUUGUCUACUAUUUAAAGAAAAAAUUUAAGGAUCUCUCAUGUCUGGAUCAUAUAAUACUGAAGGAUUCCUACCACGUUCUUACUUCCUCUUCAGUGUUUCAAGCCAUAUUAAAAGUUCAU
Molecule: messenger RNA, 2952 nt
Organism: Eptesicus fuscus (big brown bat)
Lineage: Eukaryota; Metazoa; Chordata; Mammalia; Chiroptera; Vespertilionidae
Product: disintegrin and metalloproteinase domain-containing protein 20
Exons: 2
Coding region: 487-2784 (765 amino acids)
Biological process (GO): proteolysis; male gonad development
Cellular component (GO): sperm head plasma membrane; plasma membrane; external side of plasma membrane
Molecular function (GO): metalloendopeptidase activity
Source: RefSeq, a predicted model, not a curated record